CCGCUUUCUAUGUGCAGGAGCCAUUACGAUUUGCAUUUCAGCUCAUGGACGAUUGACUCUUUCCGGUUGUAAAUCGCGUGAGGAACGAUGGGUAAACCCAGAGGUCUUCGCACCGCGCGCAAGCACGUGAAUCACAGACGUGAGCAGCGAUGGAAUGAUAAAGACUACAAAAAGGCACAUUUGGGAACUAGAUGGAAGGCCAAUCCCUUCGGCGGUGCUUCUCAUGCUAAAGGCAUCGUCUUGGAAAAAGUCGGUGUAGAGGCCAAACAGCCAAAUUCUGCCAUUCGUAAGUGCGUCAGGGUACAGCUGAUUAAGAACGGAAAGAAGAUUACAGCUUUCGUGCCGAGGGACGGUUGUCUUAACAACAUCGAGGAGAACGAUGAAGUUCUAGUGGCGGGUUUCGGUCGUAAAGGCCAUGCCGUCGGUGAUAUUCCUGGAGUACGAUUUAAGGUGGUGAAAGUCGCAAACGUUUCUCUGCUUGCUCUUUACAAAGAGAAGAAGGAGCGACCUAGAUCUUAGAUUAUAAACUUCCAGAGAUGUAUGUCAACAGACAAAUAUAAACACAUAAGUUAAAAACCUA
Messenger RNA from Temnothorax curvispinosus, 580 nucleotides. RefSeq names its product 40S ribosomal protein S23 (gene RpS23). Gene Ontology annotation, molecular function: structural constituent of ribosome. Gene Ontology annotation, cellular component: ribosome; cytosolic small ribosomal subunit. The transcript is spliced from 3 exons. Gene Ontology annotation, biological process: translation. Lineage: Eukaryota; Metazoa; Arthropoda; Insecta; Hymenoptera; Formicidae. The record is from RefSeq and is a predicted model, not a curated record. The coding region runs from base 88 to 519 and encodes 143 amino acids.